UUAAUCACAUAAGCAUCCUCUUGUAUCUGUACCUGUGCAAAAGCAUUGUUGCUACAGGGUCAAACCCUUAUCUUUUGUGUGUUUCCAUGUAAUUAUUCCUACAAUAUUCCAGCUUUCUAUGUAGAACGUAGGUGAAUCUCUUCUGCGUGUUUGGAGAUUGAGCUAAGCAGGUCGGGGUCAGGGCAGUCUAAUCAGGAAUCACAGCACCUGCGAAAGGUUAACGCACUUGAAAUAGACAAGCACUCCUUUAUUCAAUCCUUUUUUUACACAUGAACUCAACCACCCAGAGGACACAGUUGAAGGAGAGGAGGUGGAGGAAGCAGCCGCCGCUGUCCCAGAGGUGGAGGAGAGUCCAUUGAACAAAGACAUCGCCGUGCAGCCUCUGACCCCCACGAUGCAGGAGCAGGUGGUGGAGCUGAGCAUCGUCCUGCCCGGAAAAUCGUACAGCAACGACCUGGAGAAUCCGACCAGCUCCCAGUACCAAACACUCAGCAGACAGCUCGCUCAAAAGAUUGAGGAUGCUCUGAAGGGGCUUCCUGGAUUUAAGAGUGUGUCUGUGAAGGACUUCAGGCCUCAGAAGGACGACGAAGGGGGCGGUGUGGUGGUGGACUACGCUGUCACAGUGGUGGUGGAUGGAUCAGGAGUGAGCUUGGAACAACUGGACUACCUGACGCUGCAAUCCAACCGGGUGGAGAACUCGUACCGUGAAGUCAUGGAGCUCCCCACUGUGGUGUACGCCAUCAGCGAGGUCAAAGACAUCAUCACUGACGCCCUGCAUAACAACGAGCUGGACACUGUUAAGACCAGCGGAGGCCAAAGCUCGUCUGCUGUGUCUGAGUUCCCUGCCGCUGCAGAUGGAGAUACGAAUACUGCUGCCGAUGAGCCACCAGAGGUCACGAUCCUAGAAGAGGACGUAGAGGACGUAGAGGAUGUCGACAAAGUCGGCGUCCUGCCUGACGUCUCCGAAACCAACAGAGUGGAGAACAACGAAAACGACAUCAUUAUCCUGGAGGAGAGUGCAGCUGUGUCUCCUGAUUCUGUCAAUACAGAUAGUGAACUUGAAGCUGAUAGCAUUGCAGAGGAGGGUCUGUUACUCGGGGACAUUGUGCAGACUCCUGCAGUAGAAACCCCCGCCGCAGAGGAGCUCCCAGCCGAGCUGUCGGAGGUUACACUUCAUGAACCCCCAGUGGAUGAAGAGGCCUCUGGAGUGGGCACAGACGACCUGAAUAACCUGCUCGAGCCACCUACAACCACAGAAGAAGAAGAAGAAGCAGAGUCUCUUGAGGAGACUGACCAAGAAGAUGGGCUGAUAACGGAAGAUGUCGCCAUCAAUUCAGAAAUCCCAGAGGAUAAUGAGAUGUCCUCAAUCGCAGCUGAGACCACAGAGGAAGAAGAAGAAGGCCUGUCUGUCCUGGUCUCACCUCCUGAGACUGAAGAGGAAGCGACUGAAGCACCAGAACCGUUGGCAGAAGAAACAGGUGAAGAAUCUGUGGAACAACCAGAAGAACAACUAGAAGAACAACUAGAAGAGCAACUAGAAGAGCAACCAGAAGAGCAACCAGAAGAACAACCAGAAGAGCAACCAGAAGAACAACCAGAAGAACAACCAGAAGAACAACCAGAAGAACAACCAGAAGAGCAACCAAAAGAACAACUAGAAGAGCAACCAGAAGAACAACUAGAAGAGCAACCUGCAGAACAACCACAAGAACAACUAGAAGAGCAACCAAAAGAACAACCAGAAGAACAACUAGAAGAACAACCUGCAGAACAACGAAAAGAACAACUAGAAGAGCAACCAGAAGAGCAACCAGAAGAACAACUAGAAGAGCAACCAAAAGAACAACCUUCAGAAAAACCAGAAGAACAACCAGAAGAACAACCUGCAGAAGAGGAAGACAAUAAUGUGGUGCUGACCAUUCCUGAGGAACCUGUGGCGGAAGAAGUUGUCGUGGAGGAAGCAACAGAGAACGAGGUAGAAGAGGCUGCACCUGAAGCUCCUCCUGUGGAGGAAGAGGGCCCGGAAGCUCCAGAGCUCUCCACAGAGGAUCUGACAGAGGAUGAGAUCGUACUGGUCAACGUUGAUGAACCAGAACCACUAGUGACGGACUCUCUGAACCCGGUCCAACCCACUGCCCUGUCCCCAGAGAAGGAGUCGCCCUUCACCCGCAUCUCUGAUAUUGACACCGCCCUGGAGGAACAACCUGACAUCAUCGUCCCUUCACUGGUGGAGAUCCAGACCACUGACGGAGGCUUGGAAGGUGCCACUAAUGGAGACAGCGACUAUGAUGUGAUCCAUUAUGGUUAUGAGUUGAUUAACCACACAGAGGAGGGCAGCACUGGCUUUCCGUUUGGUGCACACGGCACGGACCAAGUCAGUAUCGCCAUGCCAGUGAACCCCGGACGAGCACUGAUGGUGUUCUUCAGCCUGAGGGUGACCAACAUGAUCUUCUCAGAGGAUCUCUUUAAUAAGAAAUCCCCAGAAUACAAAGCUUUGGAGCAACGAUUCAUAGAGCUGCUUGUGCCCUACCUGCAGUCCAACCUGAGUAACUUUGAGAACCUGGAGAUCCUGAACUUCAGGAACGGGAGCAUCGUGGUUAACAGCCGGAUGAAAUUCGGAAAACCUGUUCCACAAACCGUUACCACCACCGUCUAUCUGAUCCUGGAGGACUUCUGUAACACAGCCUACCAGACCAUGAACCUGGCCAUCGAUAAGUACUCACUGGACGUAGAGUCAGGGGAUAAAGCCGACCCCUGUAAGUUCCAGGCGUGUAACGAGUACGCUGGGUGUAAGGUGAACAAGUGGUCGGGGGAGGCAGAGUGUGUCUGUAACGCAGGAUACUUCAGCGUGGACAGCCUGCCCUGUCAGAGCAUCUGUGACCUGCAGACUGACUUCUGCCUCAAUGACGGCAAGUGUGACAUCAUCCCCGGCCAGGGAGCAAUCUGCAGGUGUCGUGUCGGGGAGAACUGGUGGUACAGAGGAGAGCACUGUGAGGAGUACGUGUCUGAGCCGCUGGUGGUCGGCAUUGCGAUUGCCUCCGUAGCUGGAUUCCUAUUGGUGGCGUCCGGAGUCAUCUUCUUCCUCGCCAGGACGUUACGGGAUCAGUACGACAAGGAUGAGUCAGAGGACCCCAUACGGCGAGCAGAGAGUGUCCCGUCUCUCGAGAGGGCGACUAAGUACAACCCCAUGUACGAAAGCGAGGCCACCACAGGCUACAACCACUACUACCGCCGCUAUCCUGAAGCUGCGGUGUACAGCAGUGCCAGCGCUGAGGCCUCCACUGACUUCAGCAGUGAGGAGAUACGACACAUCUACGAGAACAGUGAACUGACCAAGGAGGAAAUCCAAGACAGGAUACGCAUCAUUGAGCUCUACGCAAAGGACCGACAGUUUGCAGACUUUGUACGGCAUCAUCAAGCUGUUGUGGACACACGCAGAGAGAGCUCCUCUGUACACACAUGAAACUCUCCUGUGAAUAAGAAACAUGCCUCUAUGCUAGAAAAGCGAAGACUCUCCCCUUUCUUCGUCAUGGCACUCACAAUCUGGACUGGUUAAGACGGACUCAUUCAGCACGCUGCUCUUUAUUUCCUCGACCAACGACCCCUUUCUGUUUCUACGUAUUUCCCCGAAGUGUUGACUGUUCUUCCUCCUUCCUUUGUGCCUUCUCUUGACUGGUCGAGCUGUGUGUGACAUCACGUGUUGCUACUGGAUGUGUCCCUCUGGACUGCAUCCUACUACUUGAAAUGUUCAUCUCAAUACUGUCUUCAGUAGUACUUUUGUUUAGUGGAACAAUCGGUCUGUCAAUUCUUAGAGGGAACAACUUUAAGACUGUGAAUAUGUAAAUAGUGUCUCUGUGAGGUUGUUUGCUAGUUAAGAUGUUAUUCUCUACUUUUUUGUCUCUAUAAAACUUAAAUUACUCUUCAAGUCUUCUCAGAAAGGCCCUGAGAGAACUGCUCUUUUAAGGACAACGGUGCUAUUCUGAUUCAUAAUGUGGUGGUCUAUGAUGACUUUUCUGGUUGUGACUUACAUAAAAGGAUUGAUAAAAAUAUCAUAACAUAGGGAGGCGUGUGGCGCAGUGCAUUGGUGUUCGGAUCAGGGGGUCACAGGUUCAAACCCCACUGCAGUC
Notothenia coriiceps (black rockcod) is the source of this 4127-nucleotide messenger RNA. RefSeq names its product interphotoreceptor matrix proteoglycan 2. The coding region runs from base 395 to 3463 and encodes 1022 amino acids. Gene Ontology annotation, biological process: visual perception. The transcript is spliced from 16 exons. Gene Ontology annotation, molecular function: heparin binding; hyaluronic acid binding. NCBI's taxonomy places the organism in Eukaryota, Metazoa, Chordata, Actinopteri, Perciformes, Nototheniidae. The record is from RefSeq and is a predicted model, not a curated record.